UUCACCAACAAUUUAUUAGCCGUCAGCACAUGAGCACACUGAUAAGAAUAUCAAAUAUUAAAAUGGUCGAUUUUCAUUACAAGAUACUAGAAAUUAACUUCAUUAUAGGUAGGUAGUCGUCAAGAUGAAGAUUGUGAUACUGGCCUUCCUUUCUAUAGCAGGAUUUGCAGUUUCCCAAAAAACUGUUUCAAUCACUGCACCUAACUGCAAUUUUGAUAUCUCCGUCAAAGCGCCAACGUCUAAGUGCUGCUGUCCGCUCAAUGGCACUGAUCCCACCUCACCAACAACGGCACCCAAUGGAAAUAAAGCUGGAUGUCGCGAGAUAAUAACUUACGAGCCACCAACCUGUAAUAAAGCGGAACCCACGAAAUUCCCUGGAAGAGAAUGCAUCAGUUAUUAUACUUGCGUUGCAGGUUGGUUUGGAUGGGGAGUAACAUCCUCACAUACUCCAUGCCCUACUGGUCAGAUGUUUAGUUACGUACAGCAAAAUUGCAUUAAAUCACCCAAUGGUUGUUGCCCUAUUUAGGAGCAACGCACUGUCCAUUUUUUAUUACAAACCGAGAUACUCGGCCUACUUGUUUAAAUGCGGUUUGUAUUGUUAACCAACAUGUUUAUUGAAUCAAUGCUUGGAAAAUAAAAAUGUGUUUACUUUUAU
Messenger RNA from Photinus pyralis (common eastern firefly), 655 nucleotides. RefSeq lists its product as uncharacterized. The record is from RefSeq and is a predicted model, not a curated record. The transcript has 5 exons. Bases 125 to 526 code for a protein of 133 amino acids. NCBI's taxonomy places the organism in Eukaryota, Metazoa, Arthropoda, Insecta, Coleoptera, Lampyridae. Gene Ontology annotation, molecular function: chitin binding. Gene Ontology annotation, cellular component: extracellular region.